AUGCCUUGCACGGACCUCCGCCUCUGCAAGAGGGUGUGCCUCGAGCACGGGUACGGGGGCUUUGUCGUGAAGAGCGGGGCAGCCUUCUUCCAGAAGCGCGCGCGCAGCGCCCUGCUGGGCCACGCGCGCUGUGCUGCAGCUCCGUCGUUGGGCUGCGGCGCCGCUGGGCCCUCGGCGGUCCCGACGCUGCUGGUGGCUCCCGCGCCGUCGGCCGGCAGCAGCCGCGAGGAAGAGCACCGCGAGUGGAUCGAGGCCAUGGAGCGGACAGUGGUCGAUCUCCGCGGGCUCGCCGAGCAGUGCCGGUUCGAAAGGGACCGGGCCUCGGCGGAGGGCGACGCCGCCGCGGCGGAGCGCGCGGGCGCCCAGCUGGGCCGCCUGAACAGGCAGCAGGCGCGGGUCGCCUCUGCGCUGUGGGCGGCGCAGGGCGGCCACCCCGACACCACGGCCUUCUGCUGCGAGAGCCUCUCGCUUCUGCUUGGGGCGGCUGCUGGCGUGGCCCACGAGGACGCCGCCGCCGGCGCCGCAGCCAGGGCCUGGGGCGUUGGCCCUGGCGAUGGUGGCGGGGCCGACGGCGCCAGCGGGACCAGCGCCGCCGCAGUGGCCACGCGAGGAUCCUCGCCUCGCCAGCUGAGCGCCGGCGCACGGCCAGACCACCCGCAGGCCGACGGCGCCAGCAGCUCUGGCGCCGCAGCCCCAGCGGCGCGGGCGCCUUCGCCCUGCCGGCAGAGCGCGGACUCCCGCCUCCCCGAGGGCCUGCAGGCCCAGAGGCUGGACGCCGCCGGGCCAGCGGCCAUGGCCAUGGAGCCUGCCAGCGCUGGCGGCGGCAAGGGGCCUGGCCGCGGGCCUGGCAGGGGGCCUGGCAAGGGCGGCAGGAGCCCACCGCCUGCUCCCCGCGGCGCCAAGGGCGGCAAGCGGGGCAGGACUCCGCUCGGCCGCCGGUUUCACUGGCAGGGCUUGUCCGCGGAUCGCCUGCGGGGCACAGUGUUCGAGCGCGACGCGACGGUUGCGGCUGCCGGGGCGCCAGAGAGGGCCCUGAACCUGGCUGCCGUGGAGCGCUUGUUCUCGGACCCGCAGAUGGAGGACGUCUCCCGGCCCAGCGGUGGCGACAACGAGGUGCGCGUGCUUUCCGCCUCGCGGGCGCAGCAUGUGUACAUCGUAAUGCACCGGGUGUUGGGGCCUUCGGCCACCGUGGCAGACGUGGAGCAGCUCGCGCGGGGCCUGGAGCAGCUGUCCCUGGCGGACGGGUCAUCCGUGCCACCGCAGGACGCCGAAAGCCUGGAGCUGCUCGGCACUGCGCUGCCAACCGCCGAGGAGGCAGCGGAGCUGGAGGGCCUGGAGGGUGUCCUCGAGGCCCGCCUGCGCCGAGUCGAGAGGCUGCUGAUGCCGCUGGUGCGCGUCCCGCGCGCGGACGUCCGACUGAGGGUGCUUCAGCUUGCGAUGCAGGCCCCCUCGAUGCAGGCCUAUCUGCGGGCGCGCGCAGGCAGGCUUGCGGAGGUGGCCAGGGCGCUGCGUGGUUCUGACGCGCUGAGGCGACUGCUGCGGGCCGUUGCCAGGCUGGGCAGCUGGAUCAACUCCUCGGACCCUGGGGCGCAGGGCGGCUUUGCCCUGUCGUCCGCCCUGGGCAAGCUGAGAUACUUCCGCGCGCUGCGCGGGGACCGCUCCGUCUCGCUGCUCCACGUUGCUGUGCUCGCGGCGGCGGGCGGAGACGCAGAGGCCGCAGGGGCCCUCGGGGGACAGCUGGGGCGAGAGCUCCAGGGCCUGCGCGAGGCCUCUCGAGAGGACGUGGGCGAGCUGGGGCAGGCGGUGGCCGACUUCGCCUCCGAGGCCGAGUGGCUCAAGAACGAGUCCGAGAGGCAUGGGGGCCCAGGCGACGGAGGCUACACGACGGAGGCCCGCAGGCGGCUCGUGCGGAUGCGGGAGGAGGAGCUCGCCCCACGCGUCGCGGAGCUACAGAGCACCUGGGGCGAGGCAAAGGCGGAGCUGAGAGCGGCCCUGACCUUCUUCGCCGAGCCCCAGGAGCCAGCGCCUGGCGACGGCAUCGACGCGGGCGCCGCGGAGCGCCUGCUGAGGACAGUGGACGCCUUCCGCUGCGACCUGCAGCGGGCGGCGUCGGAGGUGUGCUCGCAGCCGGAGCGCUUCGCGGCGGUCUGCGCGGGCUCGGCCGCGCGGGCGCUGAGCUGA
Molecule: messenger RNA, 2181 nt
Organism: Prorocentrum cordatum
Lineage: Eukaryota; Dinophyceae; Prorocentrales; Prorocentraceae
Source: the annotation of a GenBank genome assembly